CUCUGGUUCCUGGUCUGGCUUCGUUCCUGAUCCUUUCUUUUCCCAAGUGAAAUACAAAAUCGAUUCCCAUCCUAAUAUCCUACAUUUACAAGUCCUCAAAUACCCGAAGCACUUCACGAUGGCUGCCUCGUCCGUUUCCUCCGCUGUCAACUUCACCCUUCCUUCCUCCAGUUCUGGCUCUUCCAUUAAGCGACCUAUCAAGACUGUCUCUAAGCCUUGUUUUGGCUGCGACUGCGGAGAUGAAGAAUGCGAUUGCUGCGUUUGCACUGUGAUGUGAACAACGCUCGUUGAUUUUCGGGCCAUGCCUAUACCGUCCAAAUAACCUGUGGGCUAUUUUCCCAAUUUGAUGAUACAUACGACUUUCAAUGGGCGCACUCGGAGUUUGUCAUGGGCUGUCGGAGGCAGUGGGUACAUCCAUUACUGAUGCCACCCUUUGCCAUCCACGUUGAUACAUCUUUGAUUUGGCUAUAGCAAAAGUCUUAGCACAGAUUAAUUAAUCUGCUUUGAAAUUCCAGUUUCUAAGCUGGGCUAUUCAGAA
Molecule: messenger RNA, 538 nt
Organism: Aspergillus piperis CBS 112811
Lineage: Eukaryota; Fungi; Ascomycota; Eurotiomycetes; Eurotiales; Aspergillaceae
Exons: 2
Source: RefSeq, a predicted model, not a curated record